Messenger RNA from Columba livia (rock pigeon), 5241 nucleotides. RefSeq lists its product as uncharacterized. The transcript has 3 exons. Gene Ontology annotation, molecular function: ubiquitin protein ligase activity. NCBI's taxonomy places the organism in Eukaryota, Metazoa, Chordata, Aves, Columbiformes, Columbidae. The coding region runs from base 3836 to 4849 and encodes 337 amino acids. Gene Ontology annotation, biological process: protein monoubiquitination; protein polyubiquitination. The record is from RefSeq and is a predicted model, not a curated record.
CUCUGGCCGGGGGAGAAAGAUAGCAGAAAGCUGUGACAGUGAGACAAGUGCUGCCUGUGACCCAGCGUGGGAGGAAGCAGGGGGGCCCAGAAGGCUGGCCAGCAGUGCUGGAGUGUGGGGAGAGCCUGCGGGACUCUGUCCUGUAGCCACCAAGGGAGGCACAAAGAGUGGGCCAUGGCGUUGCAGAAAUGCCAGAUGCAUGUGCUGGGGCUGCAGCGCUGCCAGGCCGAGCUUCAUGGGUGAGGGUAGCUCAUUGUGACGUCCCCGAGCAAUGGACUGUGACAUCCUGGAACACUGGAUUGUGACCAUGCCUCCCUCACUGCUCAUAUCUGGGUGCUGAGUCUCACCCAGCCAGUUGGUGCCCGCACUCCAGCUGAGCGACUUCGCGAGGUUCGGAGCGUUGAGCGAGGCCUUCGGUGCUGGUGCUGUGCUCAGAGAGUUGUUUGUUGCAGCUUUCAGUGCCCAAGCCCAGAGCCACCAGAGGAUUUUCCCCGACCCUGCCAGGUUCAGGCAGCCGGGGCACUCAGGAGGCGCGCUCGCAGCAGCAGAGCGUGACGCCCACUGCCGCAGCACCCGUGAGAGGGAGCAACUCGACAUCCCCAGCUCCCUGCAACCCACCGCAGCUCGUGGAGAGCAUGGCCAUGGAGAUGGACAACUUCUGUCCAGUCUGCCAGGACAGCUGGGAGGAGGCCAGCUACGUGACACCAUGCCUCCACCGGUUCUGCUACCCCUGCAUCUUGCAGUGGGCUGAAAGCAAGCCCGAGUGCCCCCUCUGCAAGAGGCGGAUCCUCUCCAUCGUGCACUCGGUGCGGGCGGACGACGACUUUGAGGAGCACGUCAUCACACCACCUGCGGUGCCGUCGGUCGCCAGCCGCCAGGCAGGAGAUCCCAGCCGUCCAGCUGCCCACAGCCGCCGUGGCCCUGCAGCAGCACAGGCAGUGCAGCCCGUGGGACUGGUGCAGGGGGCUCCUCUGCGUGGCCUCCGGCCCAGCACCUGGGCAUCCCUUUUCCGGGACCACCCAGCCCUCCUCCAGCCCCUGCUGAGCUGGGCGCGACAGGAGCUGGGGCUGAUCUUUGGGAGCCGGCGUUCGCGGGCAGGCCUAGUGGAGGAGCUCCUCGCAUCCCUCCUGGUCCUUUUUGGGCUGGACGAAGACCUACUGGUCCAGCUUUUGGCAGCCACCCUGGAAAACCACGCAGCGACGUUUGUGCACCAGCUUAUUGACGUCGCUGUGCAAUGGUGCAGCGGGGAGGCCCGCCGCCUGCUGGGCCUGGAGGACGGCCAUGCUGCCGGUGGGCGGGAGGGCAGCCCCGUGGCUGCCCCCAGCCCCUCUGCAUCGCGAGGAGGGUGUCCCGCACCUGGCCCGGCCCCCUCCAGAAGCCCUGAGAGAACCAACAUGGACGACCUCCCCAGCACCUCAACAGCUGCCCUUAGUGGGGGUCCCAGCAGCCCGCCCCUUGGCCCUGGUCCUGUCCACAGGGAGCAAGAAGAGCCCCAGGAGGAGACCGAGGAGGCUGCGGCACAUCCGUCUGCUUCCAGCUGGGACAGAGAACGCUCCCCUGGGCAGCCAAGGCGAGCCCCGAAGAGGAGGGCCGGCAGAUCCGAGGCUUCUACUCCAGCCAAGAAGAGGCCGCCCCACGGGCAGCGCUAGAGGAAUGCCCCAGGCGCUGCUGAAAGCAGGGCUGGGCCAGCAGCUGGGGCGUGCGCUGGCCCUCGAGGAUUCCCGGCCUUCUAAUUCUACUUAGCAGGGCAGUAAAACAAAAUAAAGAACUGAAGACCACAGAAAAACUGUCGGUGUUAUUAACAUGUGGCAUUGCUAUCUCAGCCCAGCUGUUUUCUUCCUCUUUUGCUGGGACUAUGACCAGGGUUUACUGCUGUUGUCCUUAGCAGAGGACCAUGGGUCUUCUUCCUCUGGUCUUGCACAGCCUUGUUGCCCUGCUUUGACUAUGAUGGGGCCCUCUCCUCUCCUUGCCUCGCCUCGACCUCUCCUCCUCCUCUCCACCUACUCUCCACCUCCUCUCCUCCACUCUUCCUCUCCUCCACUCUUCCUCUCCUCCUCUCCUCCUCCUCUCCUUUAAUUUUCUUCAUUUUCUAUCAUUUUCUUCUGGAAUAUCAUGAGUUUCUUGAUGCAUCCUGCCCUUGUGUUGUUUCAAGAAGAGCAGAUAAUCUAAGUGUCAAGGGUUGUUUUCUUCAAAAAUACUCCAUAGCAUGCAUUUUCCGGGCAGCUUUAGACUGAUGCUGAAAACUUGUGAUUUAAGAAUUUUGUGUUGUAGCAUAUCAUUUUGGUUCAUUUCUAUCUGAGUAGCACAAAAAAAGCCUGUUCAAGGUAGGUUCUGAUAGUUUUCAAGAAUUGUCUGGACUUUUUGUCAAGACCUUUGUCACCAAUUGCCAAACCUACAGCUCCAGGAAGGCCUGAUUCUUUAGCUUCAUUGUAGGAAAUAACUUCUUGACUUGGUGUGCCUCUGACUUUCAUUGGGGAGGAUUUAUGCACACUGAACCUAUGAUAAGCUUAAUUUGAGUCCUUGGAAAUAAAAAUACCUUGCCUUUACAGAUUCCGGACUGAGCACUUGUUAAUUUCUUCAUAACUGCUAGAAGAGUUCAUUCCUUAAUCCUUUAGUUGCCUCCACAGUCAUACUGAUUAUGGACAUGGCAUCAGAAAGCUGCUGAAACAAAAUAACCCUUCUGACAUUGGAACUUACGGAAGCUGUUUCAUUUUUGGAAACCUCUGCUUUAUUUCCCACUGGCAAUGCUUUCUCUUCCAGGUCUUCAGCGAGCAUCUCUGCAAGAGCUUGUGAGUGUUGUGCCCUGGAUUCCGGUCACUCAGGUCCCAAAGACUUCCAGCCUCAAGUAGCCCAGCUUUUCUCUGGGCCACUCACUCUGGUGCUUAAUCAUCUUCACAGGGGUUUUGGUUUUGAUUCUCUGUUCUAUUUCCAGAGUUGUCAACCUCUCUCGCCCUCCCGCCAGGCAGUGCUGGGAAGAGCCUGUCCCAAUCCCCUUGAUGCCUUUCCCACGGGCACCAGGCUGUGCCCUGAGGUGCCCCAAGGCCUUCUCUGCGCCAUGGCGGAACAACCCCACAGACCCUCCUUGCGUCCCCUGAACCCCUCUGCUUUGUCGACUUCCCUCCUCUCCAGGACAACAAAUGGGAUGUAGUGCCUGGAUGAGGCCUGAGGACUGCUGAGCAGAGGGGGAUCACCCUUGUGCCCUCUGGCCGGGGGAGAAAGAUAGCAGAAAGCUGUGACAGUGAGACAAGUGCUGCCUGUGACCCAGCGUGGGAGGAAGCAGGGGGGCCCAGAAGGCUGGCCAGCAGUGCUGGAGUGUGGGGAGAGCCUGCGGGACUCUGUCCUGUAGCCACCAAGGGAGGCACAAAGAGUGGGCCAUGGCGUUGCAGAAAUGCCAGAUGCAUGUGCUGGGGCUGCAGCGCUGCCAGGCCGAGCUUCAUGGGUGAGGGUAGCUCAUUGUGACGUCCCCGAGCAAUGGACUGUGACAUCCUGGAACACUGGAUUGUGACCAUGCCUCCCUCACUGCUCAUAUCUGGGUGCUGAGUCUCACCCAGCCAGUUGGUGCCCGCACUCCAGCUGAGCGACUUCGCGAGGUUCGGAGCGUUGAGCGAGGCCUUCGGUGCUGGUGCUGUGCUCAGAGAGUUGUUUGUUGCAGCUUUCAGUGCCCAAGCCCAGAGCCACCAGAGGAUUUUCCCCGACCCUGCCAGGUUCAGGCAGCCGGGGCACUCAGGAGGCGCGCUCGCAGCAGCAGAGCGUGACGCCCACUGCCGCAGCACCCGUGAGAGGGAGCAACUCGACAUCCCCAGCUCCCUGCAACCCACCGCAGCUCGUGGAGAGCAUGGCCAUGGAGAUGGACAACUUCUGUCCAGUCUGCCAGGACAGCUGGGAGGAGGCCAGCUACGUGACACCAUGCCUCCACCGGUUCUGCUACCCCUGCAUCUUGCAGUGGGCUGAAAGCAAGCCCGAGUGCCCCCUCUGCAAGAGGCGGAUCCUCUCCAUCGUGCACUCGGUGCGGGCGGACGACGACUUUGAGGAGCACGUCAUCACACCACCUGCGGUGCCGUCGGUCGCCAGCCGCCAGGCAGGAGAUCCCAGCCGUCCAGCUGCCCACAGCCGCCGUGGCCCUGCAGCAGCACAGGCAGCGCAGCCCGUGGGACUGGUGCAGGGGGCUCCUCUGCGUGGCCUCCGGCCCAGCACCUGGGCAUCCCUUUUCCGGGACCACCCAGCCCUCCUCCAGCCCCUGCUGAGCUGGGCGCGACAGGAGCUGGGGCUGAUCUUUGGGAGCCGGCGUUCGCGGGCAGGCCUAGUGGAGGAGCUCCUCGCAUCCCUCCUGGUCCUUUUUGGGCUGGACGAAGACCUACUGGUCCAGCUUUUGGCAGCCACCCUGGAAAACCAUGCAGCGACGUUUGUGCACCGGCUUAUUGACGUCGCUGUGCAAUGGUGCAGCGGGGAGGCCCGCCGCCUGCUGGGCCUGGAGGACGGCCAUGCUGCCGGUGGGCGGGAGGGCAGCCCCGUGGCUGCCCCCAGCCCCUCUGCAUCGCGAGGAGGGUCUCCCGCACCUGGCCCGGCCCCCUCCAGAAGCCCUGAGAGAACCAACAUGGACGACCUCCCCAGCACCUCAACAGCUGCCCUUAGUGGGGGUCCCAGCAGCCCACCCCUUGGCGCUGGUCCUGUCCACAGGGAGCAAGAAGAGCCCCAGGAGGAGACCGAGGAGGCUGCGGCACAUCCGUCUGCUUCCAGCUGGGACAGAGAACGCUCCCCUGGGCAGCCAAGGCGAGCCCCGAAGAGGAGGGCCGGCAGAUCCGAGGCUUCUACUCCAGCCAAGAAGAGGCCGCCCCACGGGCAGCGCUAGAGGAAUGCCCCAGGCGCUGCUGAAAGCAGGGCUGGGCCAGCAGCUGGGGCGUGCGCUGGCCCUCGAGGAUUCCCGGCCUUCUAAUUCUACUUAGCAGGGCAGUAAAACAAAAUAAAGAACUGAAGACCACAGAAAAACUGUCGGUGUUAUUAACAUGUGGCAUUGCUAUCUCAGCCCAGCUGUUUUCUUCCUCUUUUGCUGGGACUAUGACCAGGGUUUACUGCUGUUGUCCUUAGCAGAGGACCAUGGGUCUUCUUCCUCUGGUCUUGCACAGCCUUGUUGCCCUGCUUUGACUAUGAUGGGGCCCUCUCCUCUCCUCGCCUCGCCUCGACCUCUCCUCCUCCUCUCCACCUACUCUCCACCUCCUCUCCUCCACUCUUCCUCUCCUCCAC